AAUUAUUAUCCAUUUCUCUCACCAUGGUGGAACACAGUGGUUUGGAUAUUAUGUGUCUCAACAAGUACUGUCACAGCUCUUCCUCAUCAUCCAGCUCCGAGCAAGAGAAGAAGAUUUUCACUAAACUCAAACUCAAUUUGUCAGGGGACUAUCCGAGGAAGAACGCAGAGAUCCUCAGCGGUCAGUACGGAACCAAUGUGCUCCUGAUCGGUGCGGCGUUGAUGCUGGCCGUGGCCAACCAUGGCCCCUCUGUCAAAGAAGAACACCUGCUCUCCUUUAUCACCUGCCUCAUGAUCCUCCAGCUGAUCUGGAUGAUGUGGUACAUCCUGGUACGGGACAGACAGAAGAACACCCAGACUGAGAAAGACGUCCACGCCACUACAUGUUGGAUCAGAGGUGGUUUGACUCUCCUUGCUCUGCUUUCACUGAUUAUGGACGCUUUCCGAAUCGGGUAUUAUGUUGGUUACCACUCUUGUGUGUCGGCCGUGCUUGGAGUAUAUCCUGUCAUCCAUGCAACUCACACCAUUGCACAGGUGCAUUUUCUAUGGUUUCACAUUAAAGAUGUCAUCAAGUCCUUUGAAACAUUUGAGAGAUUUGGUGUAAUCCAUGCAGUCUUUACAAACCUUCUCUUGUGGGGCAACGGUGUGAUGUCGGAGGCAGAGCACUUCUUGAACAACCAUAUGAAGCGUCUCUCCGCAAUGGGCAAAGGAAACCUCACUAUAGUUCUCUCAGAGCCUCACUGUAAUUGCACCACCAGCACUUGCUCCAUGUUCUCCAGCAGCCUGUACUACCUGUAUCCAUUCAACAUCGAGUACCACAUCUUCGUCUCGGCAAUGCUCUUCGUCAUGUGGAAGAACAUCGGACGAACCAUCGACCUUUCUACAAACCAAAAACGAAUGGCCACCAAAACCCAAGGUUUGAACUUAGGCCCCAUUCUGGGACUAGUUGCCCUGGCUAGUACUAUCGGGGUGCUUGUGGUCUACAUCACUCAUGUUGAACAGUCUUUUCACACACGCCAGUCAGCUGUGUCCAUGUUUUACAUUUACGGUAUUGUCAUGCUCAUAUCCAUGUGUUCUGCUGCUGCUUCUGGUCUGCUCAUAUACCGAGCUCAGCACAUGCCCCUGGACACUUCCAAAAACCCGUCCAGGCAGUUGGACACAGAGCUGCUGUUUGGAUCUUCUAUCGGCUCAUGGCUGGUGUCUUGGUGUAGCAUAGUGGCAGUGUUAGGCACCGAGAGCAGCCCUCCGUACCGCUGGACCAACCUCAUCUUCUCUAUGCUCGUUGUUUUAGAGAAGUACGUCCAGAACCUUUUCAUUAUAGAGUCACUUUAUCGCCGAGAGGAAGACAGAGAAAGAGAGGACCCAGAGUUACCAGCUGCUCCAGAAAUCUUCUCUGUGACUUCCUCUUUGGCCCCACCUUACAACGGUAUCAUCAACCGAGCCUAUGUGACUCCAGACCGGGGCUGUGUCACCUUGGAGAGCGAGCAGGAGGAGAACGGACAAGUGUACAAAUGUCCGAGGAAGCCCUCUGAGGUUCCGCUGACUGUUGGAACCAAAGUAGUGGAGCCUACAAAAUUAAAGAGGAAAAUCCUGAAGAACAUUGCUGUCUUCCUAACAAUGUGCAACAUUUCGCUGUGGAUCCUUCCCGCCUUCGGCUGCCGACCACAGUACGACAAUGGGUUGGAAGAGGAGACAUUCGGCUUCAGCAUAUGGACCACAGUUCUCAAUUUUGCCAUUCCCUUAAACCUUUUCUACCGCAUGCACUCUGUUGCUUCGCUGUUCGAGGUGUUCCGCCGGGUCUGACAGAAAAAGCAGAUGAUUGACAAUGCUCCUGAUAACAUGCACAAGAACACUUGUCACUACCAGCUCCCAAGAAUGUCUCACAGCGCAGGUCAGCCGUUCAGGAGGCAGUCUGGGUCACACUCCAACAGACUUGAAAGGAAGCCGCGGAGACAAACAAAAUGUCGAUCCCCCUGUGAAGGGAUUACAGUGGAAGACGAACCUAUUAGCCUACGUUCCUUGAAGAAUUACCAUGUAAAGCAAGGGUUUAUUAAAUACGGCUUUGGUUUCAACAGUUUAAAAGGGCCCUUGUGAUUGUUGUUUUGUAGUCACAUUCCAGUAGACUUUGCUCACAGGUACAUCA
Sphaeramia orbicularis (orbiculate cardinalfish) is the source of this 2142-nucleotide messenger RNA. RefSeq names its product otopetrin 1 (gene otop1). Bases 24 to 1802 code for a protein of 592 amino acids. The transcript has 6 exons. Gene Ontology annotation, molecular function: proton channel activity. Gene Ontology annotation, cellular component: membrane. Lineage: Eukaryota; Metazoa; Chordata; Actinopteri; Kurtiformes; Apogonidae. The record is from RefSeq and is a predicted model, not a curated record. Gene Ontology annotation, biological process: inner ear morphogenesis; proton transmembrane transport.